GUUGGGUCUGGUGGGGAAGAUGAAGAGGAUCGUGAUGCUUCUGCUGCUCGUUUACGUCUCUGUUCCUGUCAUAGUGAAACUCUUCCCCUCCAUUCAGGCCAAACUCGUCUUCCUGAACUUUGUGAGAAUACCGUACUUUAUCGACCUGAAGCGACCACUUGACCAGGGUCUGAACCACACACGCAACUUCUACCUGGAACCUGAACCAGGCCUGAGGAUCGGAGCCUGGCACACGGUUCCAUCCCACAUGUGGAGAGCUGCUCAGGGGAAAGACGGCAACUGGUACGACUCCACAUUUGGCUCCGCCCACCCCAUCAUACUCUAUCUCCAUGGAAACGCAGGGACCAGAGGAGGAGACCACAGGGUGCAGCUGUACAAGGUGAGGGCUAAACCUGAUCAGGUAUCAAUACAGAUUAUUGAUGUCAGGAGAGUGGUUAUUGAUCAGUUCAGAAACAGUCAGGGUUGGGGAGAUUCUGACGGAUAUCCUUCAGAAGGAGUGAUGACAUCAGAUGCGCUCUUCGUCUAUGAUUGGCUGAAACAGAGGACAGACAAAUCUCUGCCGCUUUAUAUUUGGGGCCAUUCUCUGGGGACUGGUGUUGCCACAAACCUGGUGAGACGUCUGUGUGACAGAGGAAGUCCUCCUGACUCUCUGAUCUUAGAGUCUCCGUUCACCAACAUCAGAGAGGAGGCCAAGAGCCACCCCUUCACCUUGGUGUACCGGUUCCUGCCCGGCUUCGACUGGUUCUUCCUGGACACCAUCAGCGCCAACAGCAUCCACUUUGCAAGUGAUGAGAAUGUGAACCACAUCUUCUGUCCGGUUCUGAUUCUACACGCUGAGGACGACACCGUGGUUCCCUUCCACCUCGGGAAAAAGCUCUAUAACGUGGCGUCUCAGUCAAAGAGUCUCAGUGGACACAAAGUUCAGUUCGUUUCCUUUCCGUCGUCUCUUUCCUACAAACACAAGUUCAUCUACAGGAGCCCGGAGCUGCCCGGCAUCCUCAGUGAUUUCCUCGGAGCUGCUCAUCCCGUCGCCGCAUGACCCCAAACAC
Molecule: messenger RNA, 1049 nt
Organism: Nematolebias whitei (Rio pearlfish)
Lineage: Eukaryota; Metazoa; Chordata; Actinopteri; Cyprinodontiformes; Rivulidae
Gene: abhd12
Product: abhydrolase domain containing 12, lysophospholipase
Biological process (GO): monoacylglycerol catabolic process; phosphatidylserine catabolic process
Cellular component (GO): endoplasmic reticulum membrane
Molecular function (GO): monoacylglycerol lipase activity; phosphatidylcholine lysophospholipase A1 activity
Source: RefSeq, a predicted model, not a curated record